AUGGCGGCAUCUCUAUUCACUUUCUCCUCUAGUUCACGAAGGGUAAUCCCUGCCCCAAACUCUCCUCCUCUCCCAUUAUACAUCAAAGCCACCAACGUUGUUUUCAACCCUGAUAUUCCAAAUGUUCAUCGAGGUCUUGGACUCGAUGAUUUCUUAGCCUCCUGCCGUCUCCGAUACGCCAUCAGUGACAUUCCAUCAGAAUUCUUCCCUGAACAAGUCUGUGAGUUCUACUACACUGCAACAGUCAAUGAUGAAAAUAAUGUCAUCACCGGGACUAUUGGCCGUGGAAGACACUCAGUCUUUAUUACCGCUGAACUCCUCAGUGUUGUACUCAGGUUGUCGAUCUUUGAACCCUUCUCUGAACUUCCUUCUAUUGAAUGCUGUCAACGUCUAUUCGAUCAACUGGGAUAUGAUCACUCAAAGGCUGGUGCUCGAUCAGCUCUUAUUCUACGUCAAUGUAUGACCCCAGGAUGGAAAUUCUUCAUCGGUGCUCUGUGCAAAUGUGUGGGUCAUAAGUCUCGAAGUGGUGAUCAACUGAGCACUUAUGAGCAACAAGUCGUCUGCUCACUUCUUCUCAAUAAAAGACUUGAUUAUGGGGCUUUAUUCUUUGAUCAACUUGUUCAACUUCUUCGUACGAAUGUACCCGCUGAUCACGUUCCCUUCCCAUGCUGGAUUGCUCUUGUGCUCGAUAAAUUUUUUGUUGCAGAUUACUUCUCACACCCUGGAAAUCCCAUCCAAUGCCCUCGCAUGUCAAUUCGAAUGUAUCAAGAUGAUCCGUUGGAAACUGACAUCGGCAUCUCUGAUAGGAUGAGAGAAUGGAUUGCAAAUCAAUACACUGUUCCUUCACUCACCGCUGAUACUGAUGAAGGAGCUGAUGAUAACCAUGCAAAUCAUGUCGGUCAAGAGGCUGAACCACAUGAUGGUGGUCAUUUCUCCCCUCAACUUUCUCAGCAUACGGUCUCUGUCACUGAGAAAGAUCACUCAGCUCAAGAGGAACCAUUGAUUCAGGGGGAGCAACCAUUUCAGGGGGAGCACCCAUCUCAGGGGGAGUAUCCCUCCCAGGGGGAGAAUCUACCCCAGGGGGACCAACCUUCUCAGGGGAUGCAACCACACUCACAAGCAGCUCCAGGUACUUCAUUCCUUCAAAUUCUAGCCUCAGCAUUUAAUGAACUUCUGACACUGACUCGGGACAUGAGUCAACGUCUUCUACGCAUUGAGGCUGAUGUUCAUCAGCUAAAGGAAGUUCUCUUACAUACUCCUUCCUCUCGCCCCCAAACUAAUGAUGCUCAAAAAGGGGGAGAUACUGAUACUGAUGAUAAUACUGAUGAUAAUCCAAAAGAGAGAGACAGUGAAUAUAUUAACAACACUUUAGUUCAGACUAAGUCACCAAAGCUGAUGCACGAGUCUAAUAGUCCAGCAGAUACUGAAAAGCUUGUUGAAGAUAGUGAGCAUGAUGAUGAAUAA
Messenger RNA from Lactuca saligna, 1464 nucleotides. The record is from the annotation of a GenBank genome assembly. Lineage: Eukaryota; Viridiplantae; Streptophyta; Magnoliopsida; Asterales; Asteraceae.